Molecule: messenger RNA, 994 nt
Organism: Galeopterus variegatus (Sunda flying lemur)
Lineage: Eukaryota; Metazoa; Chordata; Mammalia; Dermoptera; Cynocephalidae
Gene: ATP6V0C
Product: ATPase, H+ transporting, lysosomal 16kDa, V0 subunit c
Exons: 2
Coding region: 1-456 (151 amino acids)
Biological process (GO): proton transmembrane transport
Cellular component (GO): proton-transporting V-type ATPase, V0 domain
Molecular function (GO): proton-transporting ATPase activity, rotational mechanism
Source: RefSeq, a predicted model, not a curated record
AUGUCCUCACAGCUGUGCCAAGUCUCCCUGUGUGCUGCUCUGGGCUCAUCUUCCCUCCCUCCCACAGCCCUGGGUGCUGCCUAUGGCACAGCCAAGAGUGGCACCGGCAUUGCGGCCAUGUCUGUCAUGCGGCCAGAGCUGAUCAUGAAGUCCAUCAUCCCAGUGGUUAUGGCUGGCAUCAUCGCCAUCUACGGCCUAGUGGUGGCAGUCCUCAUUGCCAACUCCCUGAAUGAGGGCAUCACCCUCUACAGGAGUUUUCUCCAGCUGGGCGCUGGCCUGAGUGUGGGCCUGAGUGGCCUGGCAGCUGGCUUUGCCAUCGGCAUUGUGGGGGACGCCGGCGUGCGUGGCACUGCCCAGCAGCCCCGAUUAUUUGUGGGCAUGAUCCUGAUCCUCAUCUUCGCCGAGGUGCUCGGCCUCUACGGUCUCAUUGUCGCCCUCAUCCUCUCCACAAAGUAGCCCCUCUCCGAGCCCACCAGCCACAGAAUAUGAUGUAAAGACCACCCCCUUCUCAUUCCAGAAUGAACAGCCUGACAAACACGCACGGGGCAGCUGCCCCCUCAGUAGUUGGUCUUGUAAAUGCGCAGUGUCCUAGUGCCCAUCGUCUGUUGCCCCUGCCUUGCCCCCGCCUGCCCCGUGUCGUGGACAUCUGGGCCUGCUCGCCACCCGUCCAGGCCCCUGACCAGUGAGGACCGGCCUUUGGCCGCCCCCACCCAUCUGCCCUAGAGUGCUCUGUGCACACGGAUGAGUUAGUUGUCAUUUUUCUCUUCACUGAUGUUUAUUUAUAAAAGAUUGAUCUGUUCAUGCGUCCGUGGAACAGCCCUGUCUCCUGCCCAUAUAGUAAUCUUAGGUAGAGUGUCGCCUUGUGGGGCCCCGUUUGCCGAGAUUCCCUGGACGAGCCACCUCCCUGCGGCCCGCUGCGGCCUGGAGGGCGCCGUGCCGGGCCUGCCCGGGCGGCGCUCAGCUGUGUCCAAUAAAGUUCUCCGAUGUGACUGGA